AUGCAGCACUAUGGCUAUGGCAACACGCCAGACGUGGUCGUCGGUCGGCUCAUGCAGGAAUGGCAAUUGCGGCGCACCGUGGACGCGCCGGCGACGCGGCAGGGCCCGUUUGCCUUUCCCCUCGGCUUUUGUAUGGGCCUCGGCAGCGCGAUUGUCGCCGCGAUCGUCGCUCAGCUCACGACCGAGCCGCGGCUGAUUCGGCUGCAGAAAUUCCUCGGCGCGUCGCGCGCCGCACGCAAAUGCAUGCCUGCGACCGACGGUGGGCUGGGGUACAUCCUCGCGUCGCUUGGCCCGGCCACGCCGAUUGCAUACGUGGACAUCUCCUCGACUGCACGCGUCCACUUUUGGCGCUCGCGGAGCUCGGAGAAGCUCCUGCGUGCUGGCAACCUCGCCAUAAUGCACGGCGCGAAGGAUUGGGCAGACCACUUUGCAUGGGCGGCUUGCGUGGUGAGGGAGCUGCCAAGCGGUAUGCUUGAGCGCUCGAGGGGGCUCACGUGCACUGCCAACAAUGUCGGCCUCGAUUUUGAAUGCCGACGCACCGAGGACACGUGGCGAGCGUGCGCUCAGGCGGGGCUGCUCGCGCGCGCGGCCGGGUCGGCGGACAGGGCGGCCGCCCGGGUGGGGGUGGCGGGCUCUCCGCAUCCGGCACAAGGCCCUCGCCAGAAAGCCCAUCGCGAGGUCGCGACGCGGAACGCGAGCGUGGUCUGGUGCAGCGUGUCGAUGUCGGCGUCGGACGAGCGAGCGCGGCCAAAUGUCGUGCCGGGCGGGGUCGCGUACACGCGCAGCGUGUGCAACAACGCAUCCGAGCCUACCCAGUGCGCAGCAGAGAAGGCAGAACCGCACAGGGCUGGUCGGUUCGUUCAAAGACGCGAUUAG
Molecule: messenger RNA, 876 nt
Organism: Emiliania huxleyi CCMP1516
Lineage: Eukaryota; Haptophyta; Isochrysidales; Noelaerhabdaceae
Exons: 1
Coding region: 1-876 (291 amino acids)
Source: RefSeq, a predicted model, not a curated record